Molecule: messenger RNA, 1899 nt
Organism: Nothobranchius furzeri (turquoise killifish)
Lineage: Eukaryota; Metazoa; Chordata; Actinopteri; Cyprinodontiformes; Nothobranchiidae
Gene: ddx49
Product: DEAD (Asp-Glu-Ala-Asp) box polypeptide 49
Molecular function (GO): ATP binding; RNA helicase activity; nucleic acid binding
Source: RefSeq, a predicted model, not a curated record
UCGCGUUUACGUCAUAAUAAAGCGACCUUAAAUUCAGCACGAGGAUGACAUUUUAGUCAGAGUAUUUUAGCUCGAACAAGUCAUUAAAAUGUUUAUUUGAAGUAAAAACAGGGAAACGGAUUCAUUCAAUAUUCGGACUUUUAACAGAUAAAUAUAUAAUGGAUGACCUGGGUCUGUCUGACUGGCUGGUUAAACAAUGUAAACAUCUGGGAAUCAACAAACCCACUCCUGUUCAGGAAAACUGCGUCCCUGCCAUCCUGGAAGGUCGGGACUGUUUGGGCUGUGCCAAGACCGGAAGUGGGAAAACAGCAGCGUUUGUGUUGCCUGUGCUGCAGAAACUGUCAGAGGACCCGUAUGGGAUCUUCUGUCUGGUGCUCACUCCCACCAGGGAGCUGGCCUACCAGAUUGCAGAGCAGUUCAGAGUCCUGGGGAAGCCUUUGGGUCUGAGGGACUGCAUUAUCGUCGGUGGAAUGGACAUGGUGAGUCAAGCUGUUGAGCUGUCCAAUCAGCCUCACAUUGUCGUAGCAACGCCGGGCCGACUGGCCGAUCACAUCCGCAGCUCCAACACCUUCAACAUGGCCAAGAUCAAAUUCCUGAUUUUGGAUGAAGCUGACAGGCUGUUGGAGCAGGGUUGCACUGACUUCACCAAAGACCUGGAGGUGAUUCUGGGGAUCUUACCAGCCAAACGGCAGACGUUGCUGUUCAGCGCCACACUUACUGACACCCUGCAAGAGCUGAAGAGCAUCGCCAUGAACAAACCUUUCUUUUGGGAGAGCAAAUCAGAAACUCGGACAGUGGAGGAGCUAGACCAGAGAUACAUCCUCACUCCAGAGAAGGUGAAGGACGCCUACCUGGUCCACCUGAUCCAGACAUUUACUGACGAGCAUGACGACUGGUCCAUCAUCAUCUUCACCAACACAUGCAAGAACUGUCAGAUUCUUACCAUGAUGCUGCAGAAGUUUUACUUCCCAACAAUCUCCCUCCACUCCAUGAUGAAGCAGAAACAACGAUUUGCAAACCUUGCCAAGUUCAAGGCCAGCGUCUAUAAAAUCCUGAUUGCCACAGAUGUAGCAGCCAGGGGUUUGGAUAUUCCAACUGUCCAGGUCGUCAUUAACCACAACACCCCAGGGCUUCCCAAGAUCUACAUUCACCGAGUCGGACGAACAGCCAGAGCAGGGAGGAAUGGGGUGUCCAUCACACUGGUGACGCAAUACGACAUCCACCUGGUUCACGCCAUCGAAGAGCAGACGAACACCAAGCUGAAGGACUAUCCAGUGAAGGAGAAGGAUGUCUUGAAGAUCCUCACGCAGGUCAACGUGACCCGACGAGAGUGUGAAAUAAGACUCGACUCAACAGACUUUGAUGAGAAAAAGGAGAUAAACAAAAGAAAACAGCUGAUUCUGGAGGGAAAGGAUCCGGACCUGGAGGCUAAAAGGAAAGCUGAGCUGGAGAAGAUCAGGAGCCAGAAGAAGAAGUUCAAACAGAAAAUCCGGGAGAGUGUUCAGAGGCAGAACCACGGACAAUUAAAAAAGAAAGCGAUGAAGAAAAGACAGAUAAAAAGGAAGAAAGAAGCGGAGUCAGCUGCAUCGUGAAGACAGCUUCAGCUCCAAAUGUUUUUUGCUGCACCUGCAGAUGAACAUUCAUCUUUCAAACCGCUUACAUUAACAAUCUUUGUUGAUUCAGUUUGAACAAGUGAACCACCAUCUUGUCAUGAAAUGUCACUGCAAAGAAGACUUCAGGCUUCAAAUAUGUAUCUACAGCUUAUUGAUGCCUCAGUCCAGUUUAGCUCCAGCUGUGUGACAAAAUCGGUCGUUUUGGAUCUGACCUUUAGACGCCACAGACUCAGCAUUCGUCAUUCUAUCGGCUCUAUAAAAGCAAACAUGAAAAUGAUCAAAUUCA